GCUUUGGAAAGCUCCUAUCUUCAUUGAAUUCACACCACUUGCCCCUCUUUAAAGCUUUCCCAUAAAGGCUCUUACCUGCACAACUUUGCAUUCGCAAGGAUGUCUCUCACCCGAUCUUCUAUAUAAUGUCUCUCAUUCUAUAAUCUGUGAGGUCAUAGCAUAGGUGUUCUUAGUCUCAAUUUUUAAUCUCUCCCCCGUUUCUUUUCCUUCUUUUGAAAGUAUCAUAAAUAUCAUAGAAUGAGAACUAUCUCCAUUCUCAUCAUUUUCCUUUUCCUUUCAUGGCUAACAUGUGCUACGAGCUGGGGUUCUGACAACGGGGACACUUAUGUUCGAGAAGCAUGCAGUGUGACUAGAUAUCAUGACCUUUGCAUGCACUCACUAGCAUCCUUUUCGCACACUGCUGGGAGAAGUCCCAGCAAGUGGGCACGAGCUGGGGUUUCGGUGACAAUAGGCGAGGCUAAGAAUGCUAGUCAGUAUCUGAAUAAAUUGAAGAAAGAUGGAAUCAUGAGAGGCAGAAACAGGAUUGCCCUUUCAGAUUGUAUCGAAUGCUUCCAAGACGCGAUGGACAAUCUUCACAGAUCACUUGGCAUACUCAGAAAGCUUGACGCAACAAACUUCGAUACACAGAUGGGGGACCUAACUACAUGGUUGAGUGCUGCACUCACAGAUGAAGACACUUGCUUGGAUGGUUUUGAAGAUCAAAGCAGCAAACAAGUUAACAUGCUUCAGAAUCAGGUUACAAGAGUCACUUAUAUCACCAGUAAUGCACUGGCUCUUGUUAACAAACUUGCAGCCGCUGGCUUGGGAAGCCUAAAUGGUCCGUAGUCAUGUCAUAUCAGCAGGGAACUGGGUCAUAAAUCAGAAUAUAAAUGGAAUAAUCUAGCCUAUCAAAGCUAAAAUACAUCUAUCCCUUGUUUAAUUGGUUGUCAUGGCUACCUAUGUAUCUUCGGUUUCUCUGCUGGUAUAUAGCUACUGCGUUAAAACUUGGGCUCAAGCGAUGCGUGUUGGCUUCUUGAGUCAGAAAAUAAAAGCAGGGAAGCAACUGUGGUUUCAUAAGUUCUUGUAAAUUAUUUCUGCU
Molecule: messenger RNA, 1078 nt
Organism: Populus euphratica (Euphrates poplar)
Lineage: Eukaryota; Viridiplantae; Streptophyta; Magnoliopsida; Malpighiales; Salicaceae
Product: Plant invertase/pectin methylesterase inhibitor superfamily protein
Exons: 1
Coding region: 238-825 (195 amino acids)
Biological process (GO): negative regulation of catalytic activity
Molecular function (GO): enzyme inhibitor activity
Source: RefSeq, a predicted model, not a curated record